AUGGCCGAUGACAGAUUCUUUGAGUUCUUUGCGCUCCACUCGCCUGUACUCCAAUUGGCACGGUCACGACAUGAAAUUCUUCCCUCCCCUCCACCUUUCUCUCUCCUAAUCUCCAUACAUACACUUCUCCACCCACCACAAGAAAAACACACAUUAAUCAAUGGACACGUAUUCUUUCUUUCUUUCUUUCUUUCUUUCUUUCUUUCUUUCUUUCUUUCUUUUUUCUUUAUAUUAUUUUGUUUCUUUCUUUCUUUUCUCUUCUAUAACGACAUUCUUUCUUUUUUCUUCCCUUUGGAUAUACAAUUUUCAAACUUUUGUAUACAUAAUUUUGUUUCUUUUUACAAUUCGGUUUUAUUUCGUCCUUCUUUUCUUUCUUUCUUUCUUUCUUUCUUUCUUCUUUUGUAUAUACGAUUUAUUUCUCUAUCUCAGUUUGUUCAUAUGCCUCCCCCCUCUCUCUCUAUGCCGAUCUAUUUCAGCUUGUUCAUUAUCUAUCUAUCUAUCUAUCUAUCUAUCUAUCUAUCUAUCUAUCUAUCUAUCUAUCCUGGUCUCUUCUUAUCUGCCAUUAACCUACUUAGCGAGCCUGUUUCUUUCUCUUCUAUCUAUCUAUCUAUCUAUCUAUCUAUCUAUCUAUCUAUCUAUCUAUCUAUCUAUCGCUCAAAUCUAUCUAUCUAUCUAUCUAUCUAUUUUAGCCUGUUCAUUAUGUAUGUAUUUAUUUAUCUAUUUCAGCGUGUUCAUUAUCUAUCUAUCUAUCUAUCUAUCUAUCUAUUUCUGCCUGUUCCUUAUCUAUCUAUCUAUCUAUCUAUCUAUCUAUCUAUCUAUCUAUCUAUCUAUCUAUCUAUCUCCGACUGUUCAUUAUGGUUCUAUUUAUUUAUCUAUUUCAGCGUGUUCAUUAUCUAUCUAUCUAUCUAUCUAUCUAUCUAUCUAUCUAUCUAUCUAUCUAUCACAACCUGUUCAUUAUCUAUCUAUCUAUCUAUCUAUCUAUCUAUCUAUUUUAAGUGUUUUCCUUAUCUAUCUAUCUAUCUAUCUAUCUAUCUAUCUAUCUCAGACUGUCCAUUAUGGAUCUAUUUAUCUAUCUAUUUCAGCGUGUUCAUUAUCUAUCUAUCUAUCUAUCUAUCUAUCUAUCUAUCUAUCUAUAUCUAUCUAUCUAUCUCAAACUGUUCAUUAUCUAUCUAUCUAUCUAUCUACCUAUCUAUUUUGAGUGUUUUCCUUAUCUAUCUAUCUAUCUAUCUAUCUAUCUAUCUAUCUAUCUAUCUAUCUAUGUGUGCGUGGUUAGAACGUUAG
Acanthosepion pharaonis is the source of this 1281-nucleotide messenger RNA. The record is from the annotation of a GenBank genome assembly. Lineage: Eukaryota; Metazoa; Mollusca; Cephalopoda; Sepiida; Sepiidae.